AUGAUGGGGCUAAUGUCAGCUCUCUUGCCUGUCCCUGUAGAUUAUAUCUUCAAAUUCCUGGUCAUUGGGAGUUCAGGUACUGGAAAAUCAUGUCUUCUUCAUCAGUUCAUUCAGAACAAGUAAGAUUGUAGGCGCACCAUUGGAGUAGAAUUUGGGUCCAAAGUGGUGCAUAUAAGUGAACAGACAGUGAAGCUACAGAUAUGGGAUACUGCUGGGCAAGAGAGGUUCAGGGCAGUGACAAGAAGUUACUACCGUGGAGCAGCAGGUGCCCUUCUUGUGUAUGAUUUGGCAAACAGAGCAAGUUACACAGAGCUCACAAAGUGGCUGACUGAGGCUCGCCAAUUGACCAGCCCCAGCAUUGUGAUUCUGCUUGUUGGGAACAAGAAAGACCUGGAAGCUGAUCGAGAGGUGACGUUUUUGGAGGCCAGCUGCUUUGCUCAAGAAAAUGAGUUGAUGUUCUUGGAGACGAGUGCUCUCACAGGUGAGAAUGUAGAAGAAGCCUUCCUCACAUGUUCUAAGAGUAUCCUUGGAAAAAUUGCAGCUGGAGAAGUGGACCCAGGACGGCCUGAAUUAGGAGUUCAGUACAGUGAUGAAAUCCGAAGAAGGUUGAGGGAGACACGACAAGAAAGAGAGAAAUCUGACUGCAUGUGCAUAACUUGACCUUUUCUUUCUUCCUUCUUCUUGUACCUCUUCAAUAUAUUUGUUCAUCUUGCCAUUUGUUCUUUCUCUUAAAAAGCCAUGAAAACAUGAUUUUGUUGAGAUAUUUCGUAAAAAUUGAAAAUAUAUUAUCCAAAGAAGUUUACAAUCAAGUGACCAUCCUGUGAUUUGUUUUCAAGGCUUCAUAGAACUAAUAAUUUGACAUUUAGCAGAAGGCUGUUUUUUUAGUUAUAGAGCCUUCGAGAUGUGGCUUUUUCAGUGGGAAGCUUCAGGAGAAAUUGCUUAGUUAUAUUUAAAAUUUGGUUUUACGAAGAGCAUGACAAACCUGAUUCCUCUGACAUGCUCUUAAUUCAACCAUUAAGAUGUCAGAUUUUUCAUGGUAAACUUGCCUGCAUCACC
Darwinula stevensoni is the source of this 1056-nucleotide messenger RNA. The record is from the annotation of a GenBank genome assembly. NCBI's taxonomy places the organism in Eukaryota, Metazoa, Arthropoda, Ostracoda, Podocopida, Darwinulidae.